Molecule: messenger RNA, 1413 nt
Organism: Dacryopinax primogenitus
Lineage: Eukaryota; Fungi; Basidiomycota; Dacrymycetes; Dacrymycetales; Dacrymycetaceae
Exons: 10
Coding region: 1-1413 (470 amino acids)
Source: RefSeq, a predicted model, not a curated record
AUGGUAUUCGGUUCCCCGGAGAACUUCAGCACAAUUUUGCAGAUCGUUGCAUCAGAACGCCUCGGGGCAAAGGAGCCAGCAGACUGGAUGCAAGUCCAUAUGUUCAGUGACAGGGAUUGGACGUUCAGGACAACAGCAGGACUGAAAAUAGGUCUGUCCUGGAACGUAGGAACUUUGAAGCUGUACGACGUGAUCAAAGUGACCACAUACAGGCAAUGGGUACCUCGGGGUUCGAACAAGAGUUAUAUCGUGGUGCAAGACUAUGCCAAGAUGGGCUCGGCUGGCACAUUGUUGAAAAAGCCGAGCAUGGACGUUACACCUGAUGUCAACCACGGAGCACUCGGUAGUCAGGCCCACUGGGCACAAGCUGCACCCGGCCAGUACCACCCGCCUGAACAAGAACAUGUGAGAGCCAGCAAGAGAUGGCUGGACGUCAGGGAUGUGCUGUUUGCCAUUGACGUGAGGGUGUGGGAAGUCAAGGAGGAGAAACAGGCGACAGACGGGAAAUGGAAGAGGUCACGGGUAUUGGCGAUCUUGCUUGAUCUGACGGCAGAAAUUUUGAUUAUUGCAUUCGGUGCUCAGACGUUUCGCAUACACAUACAAAUUGAGUGCACACAUGUUCAAGAGGCAGCAGAAGGAUUCCGGCAGGUCCCGCAUAAGUUCCAACUCAUCCUGGAGGAGCAUGCUGUGAUCAUGGAGAUCCAUGACCCUAGCAUCCCACGCAUUUUUCUCACCUUCCGAUGCCUCAACACUAUUGAGAGGUUGCGGGUGUAUGAGAUCAUUGAUGUUCUUGCUGUUGUGGUUUGCGUUGGUCGGGUCAUGAAAGGAGGUCCUGCGAAAACUGGGCGUGUGGAGCAAGGUUUGCAGGUCACCUACACAAGCCACCGGGAUGUAUGGCUGGUGGACAACUCGAAGGUUGCAAUCAGGCUCUGCAUGUUUGACCUGUUCCAGAACAUCUUCAAACAAGCUGAGAACAAGGUGAUCGGAAUCAAGAGUGUCGUUGUCGACAUGCUGGAUAGGCCUUGCUUGAAGACGCAGAAGGGAUGCACGCAGUUCGUUUUUCAAGACGGGAAUCCAGGGUACGAAAGGCUCAUGGAAUGGUACAAAGACGCUGACCCAAAGGAAUGGCGAACAAUCACUGGGUCAUUCUCAGCAGAUGGGUUUCCCAAAAGUGACAUCACGAUACCCAAUGAGACCAUCAUGAUCAAAGUGGCGCAAGAUGCCAAGCUUGGGCUGACGUCAAAGAAGACAUUCAAGGUUAUCACAAAGGUACUCGUAAAGAACUACAAGGAUUACUUAUACAAGGGUUGUCUGUAUGAAGACUGCAAUAAGAAAACUCCAACUCAGAAGAUUGGCAAUGUGUUUGUUUGCCCUAUGUGUGACACACCAUGCAUUGCGCCAGGAAUCAAGUAA